This is a messenger RNA of Pseudomassariella vexata, 945 nucleotides long. RefSeq lists its product as uncharacterized. NCBI's taxonomy places the organism in Eukaryota, Fungi, Ascomycota, Sordariomycetes, Amphisphaeriales, Pseudomassariaceae. The record is from RefSeq and is a predicted model, not a curated record. The transcript has 2 exons. The coding region runs from base 1 to 945 and encodes 314 amino acids.
AUGAACGUGCCGUACGCUCCCACGAGCGAUGCUCUCGACCGCCACGAUUAUGGGAUCUCCAAGCACCGCAAGCUGGCGUCGACUGGUGGAGGUAGAGCAUGGAGCGAGGACGAGGAGGUCUACCUUCUCCAAACUCGUCUCCAGAAAAUGCCAUAUAAGCAUAUCGCUGCUCAUCUGAAAAAGACUGAGCUGGCUUGCCGCCUGCACUAUCACCAGUUGAGCCACGGCAGCAACCGCCGCAAGCGUACUACGUCGGUUUCGUCCAACUCUUCUGCUGGCCACUCCCCCAUCCUGUCUGCCGCCAUCCCGUCUCCGAUUCAGGAAUGCUCCUCGCGUGAUUCGUCCCCGCCAGGAAGCGCCGGCAGCUAUGGACCCGGAUCUCCUGGCCCCGUCCAGCUCCCCAGCAUCAUGGGAAGCACGAGCACAAACACGUCGCCCAGCUUGCCUGCCAUCCUCCCCAAGCCCGCUGCCAUGAACUUCACGGCUGCCCACAUGUCUCCCGGGUAUCCCAGCGCUGGCAUGCCUGACACUAGCCGAGUGUUGGGCCCGUCUCUGUUCCCUCACGCCACCCCUGUCGCCCACGGUCUACCUCUACGCCUUGAUUGCUCUCUCCCACCUCCCUCGAUGCACGUGGACCUUUCCCGCCUGCAUUCUAUCUACGCCGCCCACCGGUCUUCAUUCUGGAGUGGCAUUGCCGCCGACUACGGUGGCGGUGUGAGCCCCAUCGUUCUGGAGCAGGCUUGGAAAGCCAGCGUCACCAGUGGUGUCCACACCCCCAUUACCCCUGCUACUAGCCCCAAUGAUCGCGAAGUCUACGAAAAGCCGGAUAAGACGCGCAUCAGCGCCAUCCUUGGCAUCGACGCCAACCCGAGAAGCCCCAGGGAACGCGAGAUGGUGCGAAGACUGGAGGAGGAGCGGAGCGUCGGUGUCAUCGCCAGCGCGUAA